AUGACUGCUCUGAGUUUAACGUCAGCAAUGAACGGUCAGUUUGAGGACAACAACCAAAAGGCAACCAAAAUGGCCGCAAAGGCCAGAGAGGCGGCGACGGCGGUCACGCCGGCCAUCGAAAUGCUGCGCUCGGAGGCCAACCAGGACUCGGUCCGCAAUUUGGCCGAAUUGAUGGCCAAACACCGAACCGAUGCUCUCAUCCAAAACAAUAUAAACCACGAAAAGCAUAUGAAGGCCGAACUCGAGGGCUUUGGCGACGGCAUCGGUGGCAGUGGUCGAGACCUGGAGAGGACCACAUCCAUCAUCUCAUACCUGUCUGGUGUGGAAGAGGACGAGAUAAUCAGCAAAAAGUACAAAUAUGUCACCGCAUCUGUCCUAUGGUUUUGUUACUUUUCAUUGGCUUUAAAUGACUACAUAUUUGGGCCGACGUUUGAAGAGAUGUCUUUAAUACUUGGCGUUUCAUUUAAAGAGAUAUCAAAUUUUGUGAUCAUAAGACAAGUGGCCUAUACUUUCGGAGCUCUUGGCGGAAUUGCAUUCAAUUAUGUGAACCGACAGUUGGCUUUAAUAGCGCUAUUGAUUAUAUCGGCGUUUACUUUAAUCGCGACCCCAUUUUCCAGUACACUCACCGUAUUCUUCGUGAUCGGUGGCAUCAAUGGGUUCGCCGCCGGAGCCUGUGAUAUAGGAUUUCACGUGUGGAUCAUCGAGAUGUUUGAGGGCGGAGGCGGACCACUGCUCCAGGCGUUGCACUUUUCAUUUGGUAUCGGCAUUACAAUCGCGCCCACAAUAACCGCCAACUUUUUGUCCAGCGAAGAGUCCGGAUGUGGUGGCAGUGAAUCAGAGACAACAACAAUCACAACACUCGCCGAUCUAUUGGUUGGUAUUCCGACAACAGCUGAACCUAAAUUUGAAUCCAUACUUUACAUCCCAUACCUGAUCAGUGCGGGUAUUGUGGCGUCGGGUGGACUGGCGUUACUGGCGCUGUACAUCUACAAGAAGUAUGUGCCGCCGCGUAUACCACACGCACCGCCAGCUUUCGCCGAAGAGAUGCCCAAAGAGUUGUCAAAUAUGGAAAAGUUUGAGAUCUGGAAAGAAAAUAUUCCCUCUUCUUAUACCAUAACAUUGAUUACUGUCGGCUCGUGUCUACUCAUGACAUACUAUGGCCUCGAAGUGACUUAUUUGCAAUUUUUGGCACAAUUUAUUACAUCAACGCCACUACCAAUUGCUGGCAUGCAAUCGGCGUACGUGGAGACGGCCACCGGAGCCACCUAUGCCUUAGGCGGUCUAAUCUGUAUCUAUUUGUCCACAAAACUAAAGCCUCAACACAUGAUUUACGUGAACUUCGCGAUCAUAAACGUGGGCAGUAUUGUGUUGAUUGUGUUUUACAAAACCGAUAUCAGUAUGUUAUGGUUGGGCAACUCAUUGAUAGGACUGGGCUUCUCGUCCACAUACGCCACGGCUUAUACAUUCCUCGAGCACCACAUUGCUGUCACAAAUGCUAUUGGAAGUUUAUUCCUGUUGGCCGGGGGCGCCGGUACCGCAAUACUACCCCUAUUCCUGUCCGAUCUAUGCACUAACCCGUCGUCGAUAAUCAUCAUGUGUUUCGUUUGCACUGAAUUGAUAUUGCAUACAAUGACUGACAUUAGGAGUAAACAGAUUGAUAUGAUUAAGAAGAAACUCAUCGAUAAUCCGGCUAUACUUCUGGGAUAUCGGGAAAAACUUAUUUAA
Messenger RNA from Medioppia subpectinata, 1725 nucleotides. NCBI's taxonomy places the organism in Eukaryota, Metazoa, Arthropoda, Arachnida, Sarcoptiformes, Oppiidae. The record is from the annotation of a GenBank genome assembly.